Aedes albopictus (Asian tiger mosquito) is the source of this 4999-nucleotide messenger RNA. It is a transcript of the gene Baldspot, whose product is annotated as elongation of very long chain fatty acids protein 6. Gene Ontology annotation, cellular component: endoplasmic reticulum membrane. Gene Ontology annotation, biological process: very long-chain fatty acid biosynthetic process; fatty acid elongation, polyunsaturated fatty acid; sphingolipid biosynthetic process. Lineage: Eukaryota; Metazoa; Arthropoda; Insecta; Diptera; Culicidae. Bases 430 to 1383 code for a protein of 317 amino acids. The transcript has 4 exons. The record is from RefSeq and is a predicted model, not a curated record. Gene Ontology annotation, molecular function: fatty acid elongase activity.
GAACUCUGGUCUCUAAAGCUGCCGAUGGCUGGCUGACUGGCUGGACGCAUGUGGUGCGAUCGAAAAGUUUUAUAAAACCCCUCGCAACACAGCGUGACCGAGCAACAGCGGCAGUGCUAGCUUAAAAUUGUGGCUCGGCCCAUUCAACUUCCAGUCAGUUAUCGACCGUACAACUGUAAACCUCACCGGAGUGUAGGUUCCACACCGUUUUCAGCGACGCAGGAGUGUUGAGGACCUGCAUCCAGUAGAACUCGGGGUUGUGAUUGAUUCGUUAAGCGUGGCUUAAUUGCAAAGUGAUACAAGAAAAAUCCAUCUGAGAGAGCACAACAAAUAGUUGCUCAACCGCAGUGCUAUUGAAAUAGAGCAUCAUCAACAACAACAACAACACAACGCAUCCCUGAGACUUCAGCAACAACAGCAGCAGCAAAGAUGAAUGUCGAGAUCACGCCAAACUACUCGUACAUCUUCGACUUUGAAAAUGAAUUCAUUCAUCAGGAUACGCGGGUCUGGAUGGUCAAAAACUGGACCUACGUGUUCUACUACUGUGGAAUCUACAUGGCGGUGAUCUUCGGAGGACAGCACUUCAUGCAAAAUAGACCAAGAUUCGAGCUACGUGGAUUAUUAGCGAUAUGGAAUUCAUUGCUAGCAAUGUUCAGUAUAAUGGGUGCCUGCCGGACAGCGCCAGAACUGGUACACGUGUUGAGGCAUUACGGUCUCUUCCAUUCCGUGUGUGUUCCAAGCUUCAUCGAGCAUGAUCGUGUAAGCGGUUUCUGGACCUGGCUGUUCGUGCUGUCCAAGCUGCCCGAGUUGGGUGAUACGGUGUUCAUCGUGCUCCGGAAGCAGCCACUGAUCUUCCUGCACUGGUAUCACCACAUCACGGUGCUGAUGUAUUCGUGGUUCUCGUACACCGAGUACACCGCCUCUGCCCGUUGGUUCAUCGUGAUGAACUACUGCGUGCACUCUGUGAUGUACUCGUACUACGCCCUCCGUGCUCUGAACUUCAAGCCUCCACGUUCGAUCGCUAUGCUGAUCACAACCCUCCAGCUGACCCAGAUGGUCGUCGGUUGUGCCAUCAACAUUUGGGCCCACGGUUUCCUGCAAACGGCCGGCAAGGGCAGCUGUAACAUCUCCGAAAUGAACAUCAAACUGUCGAUUGCGAUGUACUUCAGCUACUUUGUACUGUUUGCCCGUUUCUUCUACAAGACCUACCUCUCGACGAACGCACGCAAGGGCAAACGCUCGCUCCAGUCGGCUUCCAGCAAUGGAAGCUCCGCUGUACAGUACAGUAGCAUCAGCAGCAGUAAACAGGCCUCCAUGGGUGGCGCCAUUAAUUCCAAUCUGUUGUCGGCAGCACAACAAACCGAUAAGGUUAAGGCACAGUAAGAUGGGGCUCCGGGCUGCUGCAGAGCACAUCUCCCGUGGCAAAUGCACACAAACAAAAAAACACAGCAAAAACCAAGAAAUCAAAUUUCAACCGGGAUCUUCUCCUAAUCUGUAUUUACGUGCUUCUUCUCGUGUUACCUACCUUUCCUGCUCCAACGGGCAGAAAGGGAAUCCGCGUCGCCAAUGGCAUUCAAUACCACUUGAAUGUUUUCAUUUUCCGCAAUCGUCAACUGCACUAUUGCUAUUCGUAGAGUAUAGCAUAGACGUCGUUCCAAUGCAAUCGUUCAGCGGUAACUUGCGGAAAAUCAAAGAAACGUAGCUCAAAGAAGGAUCCUGCCGUUAUAGCUUAGUAAGCUUUUUCAUCUGCUCCUUGAUCUAGUGACAAACAGUGUAGCGAGCAACGGAUAAGCCCGGUGUACAGGGCGAUAAGAAUAGUAGUGCACUUCAUAACUCCCAUUCAAGUUAAUCCUUUUGUUGCGUUUGUUUUUGGCAACAAAAGAUUCUUGCAUACCAAUUUCAACAACAACCAGACUAUAGCUUAACAAACAUUCAGGUGAAAUAUUUUAAGUGAAAAAAAAAAUAUUUUAGCAUAGAAGAGCUAAAGACAGGAAUAGUAACGAGCGAAAUGAUCAAAGACGAGAAGAAGAGUCAUUUGCGACGACAGACAACAGAGAAGACAAAAGUGUUGUUAGAAAGAGAUUUAUCUAGGCUUACGGGUGUUUGCAUCUGGCCACUUAGCGUGGAAGAUGGACCUGGAGUCGGACAGCAGUAUAAUAGGUACGGUACGAGACUAAAACAAGAGGACUGACAGGAGUUACUACAGCAGCUGGCUUCUUAUUUAUUUCCCUUUGGGUAAGGGUAAGUUCUGUGUAAGUUUUUUUUGUUUGUUUAUUUAAAUCUUUUCAUUCUAUUGUUCUCUUCUUUCGUCAGGAUGUGUUAGCAAAUCUCGACUUUGUUUUUCAAACCGGAAAAAGGUUUUCGUAGAAAACAGUAAAGACUUUGUGUAAUAAUCUGUUGUUUCGUAGUAGUAGUUUUAAAUGUUUUUCAAUUGUGAUUACUGUAACAUACUAGUGGUACUAAGUACGUCCAUGAGUACGUCCUUUACAGCAAUAUCAGUAAACGUGGCGACUAAUUCUUAGAGGCUCUAAAAUGUGGGAGUGUUACAGAAUGACCGAAUAUCAUUCCCAUCUUUGCUGCAAGCAAGGGCUGUUCACUUACUUAGAUUUGUGACAACUUUUCUCGAUUGUCGAGUUAAUGUAAACAACAAUGGAAUUAUUAUUGAUAGAUUCACAUUUCUUGGAAUGACCCACUUCCCGACUAUCUUUCUUUUUUUUAGACGAUUCGGAAAUGUUGGUGCCGAAUUUUACUAGUAAAUUCAUUUGUGCACCUUAUGUUACGUAUCACGUGUAAUGGUUAUUGUUUCCAGCGGUAUCAAGAUAUCUGCAUAUAAAUUUGUGCAGCAUUCCAUAUUUUUCAUAAAUGCUGAUGCUCGGGAAAUAUUCAAUUAAAAUUUUAUAUGGGAGCGUUUUGUUUAUUCGCCCUCCUGCAGAUUUUUCUACUCGACGAGCUGCCAAGCAGUUGGUCAGUUGUCAAAUGUGGAAUGAGUUCAAAACGAUUUGGAAAUUAUUUUGCAUAUUGGAUAUUAAAAAUUUAACUUUUUUUCUUGAAAUUGCUUCCUUAAUCUAGCUACUGGGCAACCAGCAUUUCUAUUGUUUGAAAAUACUAAAAAAACUAAAAAAAGAAUGUCCCAACAGUAAAAAUAAAUGAAAACUAUUUAAAACACCUACGAAGCACUCGUACUUUGGGCCAAGCCCAUAUAGUUACUCUCUCCUACUCUCAACUUGCUUGAGUUCUAAUUGCGCAAACAUUAACUACUUUGCUAAAAUGAUUGAGUAAAAAGUGAAACUAUCUAAAAACAAACUGCUCAAAGCCACUAAUUACUUUUUUUGUUGUUGAUUUUUCUGAUUUUUUUUUUCAAACCCUAGUGUAAAUAAAUUAUUUUCUUCCCUAGUGAGAAUCCCCAACAGUAACUUAUAAAAUUAAAAGCAGCUGUUUGGACAACAAUGAUCAAACACUGAAACAAAGCAAAGCGAAAUUCAAAAUGAAACUAAUCCCACUCCUUAAAAUUCUAAAAAAUCAUCCAUUGCGAACAAAAUCAAUAGUGAUUCACCCGUCCUCAACGAACAGAAAUGAAAAAAACUCAAGGAUAAAAAUUCGUCUCGCUUUUCGCCUUGUAAAACCAAAAUGUAAAUCAGCAGAUAAGUGUAAAGAAAGGCGAAAGUGAUAAUGUAAUCCAACUCUGGAUGAAAUGAUACCCACUGUGAGUGCUACCCUCAAUUCCUCGAAAUUCUUCAAACAACAGAAAACACACACACACAAACCAGACAAACACAAAAAGAACACGUUCAUGAUACCAAGUAAGCAAGUAUAAGCAGGUGCUGCAAAGCAGAACGAUCAACAUAAACCAAACCAAACAGUGCUAAAACUAAGCUCCUAUUGUACAUAACCUUUAAAAAACAUAUGCGCUUUCACUGUCGGUACGCUUCAUUCCCCUUUUCUUUUGUUAUGGCUUUCUUUGCUUUUUCUUACCAUUGGAAUCACAUCGUCAUAACUGGCAACACUGAAAAAAAUAACAUCAUUAAAGUGGACCGCAAGGAAAGUGCCAUCUUUUGAAACCGAUGGAGUACAUGUUCUUUGAAGAUUACAUUUUUGCCAGAUAGAUGACGUUAUUUAGAAUGUCUAAGAACAGGUUUGGAAAUGACCGAUUUAUUUGUUAUGUAGUCUUUGCUAUUAAAAUAAACAUUCAUUCUACUUAGUGAGCAACAUUCCUUUGGAAAUGGGGGAGAAUUGUAGGGACAUUUUUACAGUUGAAAAGAUGAAACAGUUGCAGCAUUUAUUAAGUAUCAACACAAAAAAACAGUUACACUAAACAACCAAAAUUUUUGCAACAUUGUCCAAAAUAAAGACAACAUGACAUAAACUGAGAAAGUAAAUCAAAUCCAUUUUAUAUUUCAUAGAAAACGAUCCCCGAAUAAUCAAGUUGUUGCGUUUGCAACCUUUAUCGGUUCCUGGCUUUCAUCCCUACUUUUCGUGUGUUUUUCACAAGCUUUAAUGAACACAAAAACCUAAAUACACAUAAAAAACACAAAACAUAUUUAUUAUUAUAUCCUGGAAGUUUCAUCAAACCUUCGCUAUACAUUCGUUAAUAUCACAAACAUACACACAACAUGGUGGUUGCAUAACAAUUAUUAAUUAAAAAAAAAUGACGUGAACAUAAGCAAACGUGGAAAAGUGUUAACAAUUUAAAACAUGGUUCAUUUAACUAGCAAUGGUAAUGAGAAAACAUAAGAAAACCUACCUAAAUAGUUCGUAAACAGUAACGUUGAAACAACAAAACAAACAAACAAAUCUAAAGCAAAAAUAUUAACACAUUGCAUCUAGUGAAGAAAACAAAAAGAAGAAAUAGAAAAAGUGGUUCUAUAUUGUUUCUUCUAUUUCUUUGUAUGAUAAAAACAGAAGCAAGAACGAGAAUACAAAAAUGAGAAAAAACGUAUAAAUUUACUGAAGAACUAUUCAUUUUGUAUCAAAAUAAAUUUAUUAUGAUUGAGAAAAAUAA